GGUAAGUGCUUUAAUUAUCUAUAAAUUCUGAUAUGCUUUGCGAAAUCUACGCGGUUUAACGUCUAAAUAGGAAAUACGAAAUUGUGCGUCGUUAGCUUCCACCAUUUUGAAAGAUGCCACAAACAUCAUUGAUAAUAUUAUUGCGUUUUAACUUACCUUGUGGAUUAAAAAUACGUUUCUAAUUGCAUAUUUAUGUGUCAGUUACCGAAAUAAGUAAUAAUAACCUUAAAUUUAAAACCAUUUACCGUUAAGAGUGAAAUACGUUCGGUUGCGACGCCCCAAGUCGGCCAUGAUGCUGCUAGAUGACUGUUAAUUAUUCACCUUGAAUUUUGCGUUUAUUCCCUUGACAAUAACAACGAACAAUCAAUUUUUAAUCUUUCGGAAAACUUCAUCAAAAUUUUUGUUUAAUUUUACGCAUAAGCCAAGACCUCAAACCAUUACUUAUACUCAAAAAAAAAAAAAACGGGAAAAAAAUAUUUUACUGCCACAUCUGAUACUGAAACUUCAAGAUGCAGAUCUUUGUGAAAACCUUGACUGGCAAAACCAUCACUCUGGAAGUGGAGGCCUCAGACACCAUUGAAAAUGUCAAAGCUAAAAUCCAGGACAAAGAGGGAAUUCCUCCAGAUCAGCAGCGUCUUAUCUUUGCUGGUAAACAAUUAGAAGAUGGACGUACUCUUUCUGACUACAAUAUUCAGAAGGAGUCAACUCUUCACUUGGUCCUGCGUCUAAGAGGAGGAAUGCAAAUCUUUGUCAAGACUUUGACUGGAAAGACCAUCACCUUGGAGGUCGAAGCUUCAGACACAAUUGAAAAUGUCAAGGCCAAAAUCCAGGACAAAGAGGGUAUCCCUCCAGACCAGCAGCGUCUGAUUUUUGCUGGCAAGCAGCUUGAAGAUGGACGUACUCUUUCUGACUACAAUAUUCAGAAGGAGUCAACUCUUCACUUGGUCCUGCGUCUAAGAGGAGGAAUGCAAAUCUUUGUCAAGACUUUGACUGGAAAGACCAUCACCUUGGAGGUCGAAGCUUCAGAUACAAUUGAAAAUGUCAAGGCCAAAAUCCAGGACAAAGAGGGUAUCCCUCCAGACCAGCAGCGUCUGAUUUUUGCUGGCAAGCAGCUUGAAGACGGAAGAACUCUUUCUGAUUACAACAUUCAGAAAGAAUCAACGCUCCAUCUUGUUCUCCGACUUCGUGGAGGCAUGCAAAUUUUUGUAAAGACUCUGACUGGUAAAACCAUCACUCUGGAGGUUGAAGCAUCAGAUACCAUUGAAAAUGUUAAAGCCAAAAUCCAAGACAAAGAAGGUAUCCCACCAGAUCAACAGCGUCUGAUUUUCGCAGGAAAGCAACUGGAAGAUGGAAGAACACUAUCAGAUUACAAUAUCCAAAAAGAAUCAACUCUCCAUCUUGUUCUUCGUCUUCGAGGAGGCAUGCAAAUUUUUGUCAAAACUUUGACUGGAAAGACCAUUACUUUGGAAGUAGAGGCUUCUGAUACUAUCGAAAAUGUCAAAGCCAAGAUUCAAGACAAAGAAGGCAUCCCUCCUGACCAACAACGUCUCAUAUUUGCUGGUAAACAACUGGAAGAUGGCAGAACCCUGUCUGAUUACAACAUCCAAAAAGAAUCAACACUCCAUCUUGUUCUUCGUCUUCGAGGUGGAAUGCAAAUUUUCGUCAAAACUCUGACUGGUAAGACCAUUACUCUGGAAGUAGAGGCCUCCGACACCAUUGAAAAUGUUAAAGCCAAAAUUCAGGACAAAGAAGGAAUUCCUCCAGACCAGCAGCGUCUUAUCUUUGCUGGUAAACAAUUAGAAGACGGGCGUACACUUUCUGACUACAACAUUCAGAAGGAGUCAACUCUUCAUCUCGUUCUCCGUCUUCGAGGUGGAAUGCAGAUUUUUGUCAAAACCUUAACUGGUAAAACCAUAACCUUAGAAGUCGAAGCUUCCGACACUAUCGAAAACGUCAAGGCUAAAAUUCAGGAUAAGGAAGGCAUCCCACCAGACCAGCAGCGUCUCAUCUUUGCCGGUAAACAGCUGGAGGAUGGAAGGACCCUUUCAGACUACAACAUUCAAAAAGAGUCCACGCUCCAUCUGGUACUUCGUCUGAGAGGAGGCAUGCAGAUUUUCGUCAAAACCUUAACCGGUAAAACCAUCACCUUAGAAGUUGAAGCUUCCGACACUAUCGAAAACGUCAAGGCUAAAAUUCAGGAUAAGGAAGGCAUCCCACCAGACCAGCAGCGUCUCAUCUUUGCCGGUAAACAGCUGGAGGAUGGAAGGACCCUUUCAGACUACAACAUUCAAAAAGAGUCCACGCUUCAUCUGGUCUUGCGUCUUCGCGGAGGAAUGGCUUAAGUCGAAACACCAAUCACCAGUAGUAAAUCGAUAGUACUGAUAGCAUUAAGAUUAUUUUUUAUUUUGAUUUAUGCUGGUGUUUUUUAUUAGACUGAUUUGCAAUUGAAAAAGUAUUGGAAUUAUUCAUUAACAUUCACAACUAAGUUCUUCAGCUUUUAUAAGUCUUGGCUUUAAAAACUUCAAACAAAAUAAAUGUAACUUAUAAUCUACAAUAAAUAAAUGUUGUGAACCAUAAA
Molecule: messenger RNA, 2578 nt
Organism: Nasonia vitripennis (jewel wasp)
Lineage: Eukaryota; Metazoa; Arthropoda; Insecta; Hymenoptera; Pteromalidae
Product: ubiquitin C-like
Exons: 2
Coding region: 510-2342 (610 amino acids)
Biological process (GO): protein ubiquitination; modification-dependent protein catabolic process
Cellular component (GO): nucleus; cytoplasm
Molecular function (GO): ubiquitin protein ligase binding; protein tag activity
Source: RefSeq, a predicted model, not a curated record